UGUUAUGAGUUCUUGAACUCGAAAUAUUUGUUUAUCAAUUUAAAAUUUUUACUAAUACCUAUAAAAUUUCUUCAAAUCCAAUUGUUUCCUAAAAUUUCGUUAUGAGGCUUAUUUCCAGAAGCGGUGUUUUGUAUCACGUCUCCAAAGUAUUCACUAAUCCGGUUAGUAGGAGUCGUGUACAAAAUGUUAUUCGGUUUCGCCAGUACAUGACUGUUAUUUCUAAUAAGCGACUCCUGGCCAAAUAUCCUACGAGUCUAGUUUCCUUCACUUGCUUGGAAUAUUCAACUGACAGUAAGAAACAAUUCCUAAAUUUUGAAAAGAAAUCUGAAGCAUUGAAAGAUGUUCUUGAGCACAAGAAAGAACAAUUAAAAGAUACAGAGCAAAGAAUAAGGCAAAAAGGUGAAGAGAUAGUAAGAGACAUAAAGCACCAGAAAGAAGUCACUGGUCAAAAAUUAAGAGUGAAGAAGGAACAUUUAAUUAAAGAUAUUUUAGAAACAAAAGCUAAGGUCAAAGAAAGAUUGGAAGAAGUUGUUGAGAGGGAAAAUGUGUUUACUGUUCCAAAUGUUUUAUGUGUUGCAAGAAUAGCCAUGUCUCCUUAUUUAGGAUAUGUAAUUUUACAAGACAACUAUACAUUGGCUAUGGGUUUAUUAGUAUUUGCUGGAGUAACAGACUUGCUGGAUGGAUGGAUAGCAAGGACAUGGAAGAGUCAAUCAUCAAAAAUGGGGUCAUUUCUCGACCCCAUGGCUGAUAAAGUGCUCAUAGCCACACUCUUUGUCUCGCUUACCUGGCAGAACCUGAUACCACUGAGCCUGACUCUCCUCAUCGUGGGUAGAGAUGCUGCACUGGUUGCCGCUGGUUUCGUCAUCAGAUACAUGAGUUUACCCCCACCAAGAACACUCAGCAGAUAUUUUGAUGUAACACAUGCAACAGCGCAACUAGCACCUACAACCAUAAGCAAAUUCAACACAGCCAUACAACUGUUACUGGUUGGCACAACCUUAGCAUCUCCUGUGUUUGGAUACGUAGACCACCCCACCCUACACGCCCUGUGUGGCAUCACAGCUGUCUCUACAGUCGUAUCUGCAAUUAGCUAUUUAGUCAGUAAGGAUACCUACAAGUUUUUGAAGAAAAAAUUGUAAACCAUGUGAUUUUUUGAUUUUCUUCUCAAUUUUAUUUAGACGCACACAAUAGUCUUCCAAAAAAGAAACUGUAUUGUAUAGCCAUGGGUUUAGUGAAAACAAUAAAAUCUGUACAAAUGUAAAUAAUAAUUAAAUGUUUAUUUAUUUGAAUUGACAUUUGAAAACCCCACUCAAUCCCUAUCUUUAGUCCAUAAACACACACUAUUUUUAUAUAAAUAAAUUAUUUAUUGAUUACUCAAUUAGUACAAUCAUGUUUAUUUAUGUUGUUCACCAAACAAACAAUAUUUUCAUACCUAACUAGUGACCUAGUAAAUAUGAGGAAACUCAUUGGCCUUGUGUUAUUUAAUUGGGUAUUUUAUCGGUACAUGCAUGCAUAAUAUAAUAAAUUAAUAUAAAACAUACAAAUGGAAUCAAUUUAUUAUUCAUUCUAUUCACAUGAAUAAAUUGUAGGUAAUUCAUCACAUGAAAAGGUACACAAAUUUAAAAAAAAGUAAUAUAAUUACAAAUUAUACUUACACUAACAAAAAUAUACUGAUAUAUUCAUAAAAUUGUUAUUCUGAUAAGCCAUUAUUU
Ostrinia furnacalis (Asian corn borer) is the source of this 1712-nucleotide messenger RNA. It is a transcript of the gene CLS, whose product is annotated as cardiolipin synthase. Gene Ontology annotation, cellular component: membrane; mitochondrion. The record is from RefSeq and is a predicted model, not a curated record. The transcript has 5 exons. Gene Ontology annotation, biological process: cardiolipin biosynthetic process. Bases 102 to 1139 code for a protein of 345 amino acids. Gene Ontology annotation, molecular function: cardiolipin synthase (CMP-forming) activity. NCBI's taxonomy places the organism in Eukaryota, Metazoa, Arthropoda, Insecta, Lepidoptera, Crambidae.